Molecule: messenger RNA, 1295 nt
Organism: Pipra filicauda (Wire-tailed manakin)
Lineage: Eukaryota; Metazoa; Chordata; Aves; Passeriformes; Pipridae
Product: lysosomal acid lipase/cholesteryl ester hydrolase-like
Exons: 9
Coding region: 1-1209 (402 amino acids)
Biological process (GO): lipid metabolic process
Molecular function (GO): hydrolase activity, acting on ester bonds
Source: RefSeq, a predicted model, not a curated record
AUGUGGCUGUUCCUGACCAUUGCUUAUUUAAUGUGCAUCGGGGAAAUGUCAGAUGCAAACCCCGAGGUCUCCAUGGAUGUUGGUGAAAUCGUCCGCUACCACGGGUACCCCUACGAGGAGCACGAGGUGCUGACGGAUGACGGCUACUACCUGGCCCUGCAGAGGAUUCCUCACGGCAGGGGCAACCCAGGCAGCAGGAGCAUCUCCCAUCAAGCAGAGGCACGGGGCUCCAGCAUGUUCUGUCCCCCUCCAAAGGCUGUGGUCCUCCUCCAGCAUGGGCUGGUGUUGGAGGGAAGCACCUGGGUUACCAACUUGCCCAACAGCAGCCUGGGCUUCAUCCUGGCCGACGCCGGCUACGACGUGUGGAUCGGGAACAGCCGGGGGAACAGCUGGUCACAGAAACACAGGGAGUUUGACUUUCACCACCAGGAAUACUCAGCUUACAGCUUCCACGAGAUGGCCAUGUAUGACCUCCCAGCCACCAUCAACUACAUCCUGCAGAAAACUGGGCAGGAGCAGCUGUACUACGUGGCUUACUCUCAAGGCACCACCACAGGUUUCAUUACCUUUUCAUCCAUUCCUGAACUGGAUCGCAAAAUCAAGAUGUUUUUUGCCUUGGCUCCCACCACUGUGAACUCCAACACAAAGACACCCUUGGUGAAGGUGUUCGACCUUCCUGAGGCACUGGUUAAGCUCGUUUUAGGACACACAGUGGUCUUUGAUAAGGGCCAUAUCUUGAAGCAAGUGAUCUCUGCUGUGUGCACCUACCCCAUCUUUAGCAGUAUUUGCUCCUUGGUCCUUUACCUGCCUGGUGGCUUUACCAGCAGCUAUGAUGUGAGCCGCAUGGACGUGUACAUGUCUCGCUACCCUGACUCAACAUCCCUAAAAAACAUGCUCCACUGGCGCCAGCUCUAUCAAACAGGGGAAUUCAAGUAUUAUGAUUAUGGCAGUGACAACAUGCUCCAUUACAACCAGACCUCCCCUCCCUUCUAUGAGCUGGAGAAGAUGAAGGCCCCGCUGGCCGCGUGGUACGGGGGCAGGGACUGGAUUUCAGCCCCUGAGGAUGUGAACAUCACCCUGCCCCGGAUAACCAACCUGGCCUACAAAAAGUACAUCCCCGACUUUGUCCACUUCGACUUCCUUUGGGGCAAGCAAGUGUAUGAACAAGUCUACAAAGAAAUGCUGGAUCUCAUGGAGAAGAGCUCCUAGAGCUGGAGCUGUGGCCACUGGGGGCUUCUCAGUGACUUCUGGGGCUUCUUUGGUUUGGAGGGGGAAAAAAAAAGUGAAGAAACAAA